Molecule: messenger RNA, 2185 nt
Organism: Spodoptera litura
Lineage: Eukaryota; Metazoa; Arthropoda; Insecta; Lepidoptera; Noctuidae
Molecular function (GO): protein binding
Source: RefSeq, a predicted model, not a curated record
UCGAUAAUUCUGUCUUUCUUAUGAAUAUUCGUUAUUGUGAUUGAUUUCCGGCAUUGUUCUCAAAAGUGAAACGUUUUUGCCUGUAUUUGAGUAAAGUGAUUUGGUGAUUACGGAUUAUGUAAGGAUCUCAGGGUGGAUUUUGAUGCAAUUCGGCUGCCAAAUAUAUAAUUAACAUAGGCGGUUUUGUGUAUUUGUAGAAUUAGCAACUAGCAGUUAAUGAAGACCGUCGUGGUGUAUCGGGCGGUGAUCAUUUACACAUAUAUCUGUGUAAACAGAACCGUAGGUAACUUCAUACAUUGCGUGUUAUUUGUCAGUCGAAGGUGAUAUUGAAAAUCGGCCACCUAAUAUUUUCUCGUUUAUGCAGAGCGUCGUUAUCGUGGUUGAUUUGCGAUAAGCUGCCAUGCCGUUUAUAAUCUUAUCAUUGAGUGAUAAUAGUUAUAAGUGUCAGUGAGUUAUGUGCUGUACUGUACGCUGGUACUUGUGCCACGACAGGUAACAACUCCUGAAGUCAAUUGGUAUUUCUACCUUGUGCUGUUAGAAUUUGAGAGUGACCAUGACGUCGAAACAUCUUUUCAUGCUAUUGUUGGCUCUAUUUGCGAGUACAAUAGCUCAAAGUGACGAUGAAUUACACAUUCCUGUUGAAAAUGACAAUCAGUUUCCUCCCGACAAUCAUCCUGAAGCUGACGGCAGCGCUAUAGAGGGUAGUGGGGCAGGAAUUAUCGAAGAGCCGCUUGAAGCGAGUACUGGGACAUCUGCGCUGUUAUUAGACGACGCGCAAUUGACAUCUUUAACAAACAUCGUACCAGUGGUCGAACCAGAAGAACACGCUUGUCCUAAACCAUGUGUCUGCAACAUAGAGGGAGACACAAACAAGUAUAUCGUGGAUUGUUCUGGAUACGAACUGACUGAAUUACCGAAACCUUUGGAUCCUAAAACUACAGACCUUAACCUACAGAAUAACAAGAUAACUGAAAUACCAAAAGAGAUUUCUGAAUUGAAGAACUUGAAAGUACUGAAUGUUAACAACAACGAAAUCAUGAAGAUUGAUUCUGGUUCUAUAAGUGAACUACCUGAGCUAACGAGCCUGAAACUUGGAAACAACAGACUUCUAGAAUAUCCGCAAGAUCUAAAGAAUGGUUUUGGUCUAACUAAAUUAGAAGAACUUGAUUUGGGAGGCAACGACAUGAGAACGGGUAUUAAGCCGGAAUCGUUUACUAACUUCAAAGCUCUUCGAUCACUGACGUUACCAACUACUGCAGCUAAUCUGGCAGAGGACUUGUGUGCGGCAAUGAAAGAAUCUUUAGUAUCCGUGUGUACCGGAACAUGUAAUGAAAAAACGUUUGAAUGUCCUGACGCACCACAAACUUCAGAUUUAGAAGAAGGUUUACUGGACUUCGCAUUACCAGGACUUAUCGCUUUGGGAGCCACACCCGAGGAAGAUGCCGGUGAUCCAGCUGUAAAUUCCCCACCGGAAGUACAUGUAAAUAAUGAGACAGAGUCAAAUGUACCAGCUGCGCCAGAGGUUAAUGUAGAAACGACACCACAGGCCCCAAUCGCUAAUGCACCAGACGCCAAGAACUCAGUUGGAGAAUUUUCACUUCGAUCUGCAAUUAUUAAAACAUCUGACCAACCACCAGAAGCAGAGUCUAGUAGCACAGCACCUGCUAAACCAGAAAGUGAAGUAGUCGGGGCCACGACUUCAGGAUCAAAAACGGGUGGCGUCGACAAAAGCGUGAUCGGAAUGAUUGUCGCUGGAAUGGUUCUUGUGGUGGCAGGUAUAACAAUUAAGAAAAAUUGGAGUUCCAUUAGGAACAGAUUCAGCAGUUCACCCUCAAGAAAUGCAAACGACAGAGCAAAUGUUAAUGCAAACGGAACUGCGCCUGAAGAAGUCCCGCUGCAGGAGAAAUCUCCUGUGUAAACAAUACAUAGUAGUAAUGUAUGUGGUGUAAUUGUUGAUACAUGAUUUGUUUCGAUCUGAAUGUUAUAUUUAUUGACGAAAUAAUGCCACCAUUUACCGAGGCCUAAAAUGUGUGAAUGAAUUAGUGAUUUAAGAAAUUAUGGUAUGGACAUAGACUAAGUUUUGUAGAUUGUGUAGAUUUUUUGUAAAUAAGAAGGAAUGCAACAACUUGUUUUUUUACUUUGACAUAAUGAAGUACAAUUUCACAAUAAACAAAGUGUUUGUUUA